Messenger RNA from Tinamus guttatus (white-throated tinamou), 297 nucleotides. NCBI's taxonomy places the organism in Eukaryota, Metazoa, Chordata, Aves, Tinamiformes, Tinamidae. The record is from RefSeq and is a predicted model, not a curated record.
UCUGUUUCCAUGAUAGUGUCUUCCGUGUCCGCAAUGUUGUUGUAAGAAGAGAAAUCGCUGCAGGAUGGAACUUGGCAAACAAACCAAGGUCUCGGCCAAGGCAAUGCAUUGUCUGUUAAUUUUCCAAACAAAACCAGUUCUGCUGAAUAAUAACCAACCAUGACUACGGAAUCAGGAUCAGAUUCGGAGUCCAAGGAUAAGGAGCAGGAUCAGCAGGAGGCCCCGGCGCAGCAGGGCCCGGCAGAGCCGCAGCCUCCAGAGCAGCAGCAGCAGCAGAGUUCAGCUGCUCUGAGGUGA